Pyrgilauda ruficollis (rufous-necked snowfinch) is the source of this 1371-nucleotide messenger RNA. It is a transcript of the gene TACR2, whose product is annotated as tachykinin receptor 2. Gene Ontology annotation, biological process: positive regulation of flagellated sperm motility; G protein-coupled receptor signaling pathway. The coding region runs from base 16 to 1164 and encodes 382 amino acids. Gene Ontology annotation, molecular function: substance K receptor activity. The record is from RefSeq and is a predicted model, not a curated record. Lineage: Eukaryota; Metazoa; Chordata; Aves; Passeriformes; Passeridae. The transcript is spliced from 5 exons. Gene Ontology annotation, cellular component: sperm midpiece; plasma membrane.
AAGAAGUGAAAAGCCAUGGGCGUGUUUUCCGUUUUUAACGCCAGCGGCGUUUCGCAGGCUGGCUCCCUGCAGGACGGCGGCAACUGGACAGCUGCAACCCAGUUCAGCCAGCCGGGCUGGAGGAUUGCUCUGUGGGCCAUCACCUACUCCUUCAUCGUUGUCACAUCCAUCCUUGGCAAUGCCACCAUCAUCUGGAUUAUUCUGGCUCACAGGAGGAUGAGGACCGCGACCAAUUACUUCAUCGUGAACUUGGCCCUUUCGGACCUGCUGAUGUCCGCUUUCAACACCAUCUUCAAUUUUAUCUAUGCCAGCCACAAUGUCUGGUACUUUGGUGAGGAAUUCUGCAGGUUUCAGAACUGGUUCCCCAUCACUGCAGUGUUUGUGAGCAUUUACUCCAUGACAGCCGUGGCUGCAGAGAGGUACGUGGCCAUCAUUCACCCCUUCAAGCCCAGGCUGUCUGCUGGAAGCACCAGGGUCAUCAUUGGGAUCAUCUGGCUGGUGGCAUUCGGGCUUGCCUUCCCGCAGUGCUUCUACGCCGAGAUCACCGUGGACAACGGCACCAUGAAAUGCAUCGUGGUCUGGCCUGAUGAUGUUGGAUCCAAGCACCAGCUGGCGUACCACAUUGCCGUGAUUGUGUUGAUUUAUUUGCUGCCUUUAAUGGUGAUGUUUGUUGCAUACAGCAUUAUAGGAGUUACUCUGUGGAGCAGCACGGCUCCAGACAACCACCUGAACAGAGUCCACUACCAACACCAAGUUAAUGCCAAAAAAAAGUUUGUGAAGACGAUGGUGGUAGUGGUGAUCAUUUUUGCUGUCUGCUGGCUGCCCUAUCACAUAUACUUCAUCCUGGGGAGCUUCAAGGAAGACAUCUACCAGCAGAAGUACAUCCAGCAGGUGUACCUCGCAGUCUUCCUCCUCGCCAUGAGCUCAACAAUGUACAACCCCAUCAUCUACUGCUGCCUGAACCAGAGGUUUCGCUCUGGAUUCAAGCUAGCCUUCCGGUGGUGUCCCUGCAUAAAAGCAACAGAAAAAGACAAACUUAAACUUAUGUCCCCAUCCCUCUACCAGACAACCCACAGGAAGUCAAGAACAACAAGUUUCAACACAGAAACUCAGCUGAAUGAGAAAGAGAAGACAUCAUUUACCCUCACCCAAUUAACACUUUGAUUGCCUGCUCCUGGUUCUGGCUCCAUGCCCAUACACCAUGCCAAGGCAGCAGAUCUGAAGAAGCCUGAAAAGCAGGUCUUUUUCUCUGGAGCAACUGUUUCCUACAGGACUUCCUUAGAUGCCAUCAGCAUUGAAGGCAGUGUGUUGAUGACACUUAUAUCCAUGUAGGUCCAAGCUACAGAUACGAGUUUAGCCCUCCCUUACAUC